UACAGUACAAUGACACUCCCGGCGGCUGAAUGAGAAAUGUUGUUUUAAACCAGCCGUUGUUGUUUUAAACUGCUUUCCCGGCGCCCUCAUGUUGAAACCCACCAGAAGACAACACAUUGGGUUUACAGCUUAUAUUUUAAAGGAUACAAACCAGCUGUUUUUAUGUUUUUACCGAUUCGGUGACCGCGAAAAUAAACUUUGCAAUGCCUCGACUAUAUGUACAGUGUUAGCUUAAUCGGCGAGCUUGUCAACAUCGUAAAUACUAAUGGGGGAUGUUGGCGACACCGUUUCCUCCAAUGUUCCGAGGAUACCAAACACAGAACUGAGCAAACUUUUAGUUUUCAGAGUCUACAAGAGGAGGUGGUUUGUUCUGCUAGUGCUGUGCCUGCUGAACUGCUCCAACGCCACGUUAUGGCUGACCUUUGCUCCAGUAGCAGACCAGUCUGCCCAGUAUCUGAAGGUCACUCUGGAGGAGAUCAACUGGUUGUCACUGGUCUACAUGGUGGUGGCCAUACCGCUCAGCUUCGGGACCACGUGGAUGCUGGACACCCUCGGACUGCGGAUCACGCUGGUUCUGGGAUCCUGGCUCAACAUGUUCGGAGCCGUGGUGCGGGCCUGUGGGAUGCCGCUGCGCUUGAAUCACACGGUCCUGUACCCUGUGGUGAUGCUGGGCCAGACCCUGGGUGCCCUGGCUCAGCCCCUCAUCAUUUUCACCCCCACCAAACUGGCAGCUCUCUGGUUCCCUGACCACCAGCGUGCCACAGCUAACAUGAUUGCCUCCAUGUCCAAUCCCCUGGGCAUCCUCCUCGCUAACAUCAUCUCUCCCAUGAUAGCAGAGACGUCUGCCCAGAUCCCAACUCUGCUGAUUGCCUAUGCAAUCCCGGCAUGCAUCAUCUGUUUCCUAGCAACAGUGGGAAUACGGAGCAGUGCCCCCCCAACGCCACCGUCAGCCAGUGCUGAGACCUCCAGCUCUGAGCCAUUCAUAGAGGGGCUCAAACUGCUACUGAAGAACAAGGCCUACCUCGUCCUGCUGCUGUGCUUCGGUUCAGGCAUGGCUGUUUUCACAUGCUUCUCCACGCUGCUGGAGCAGAUCCUGUGUGUGCAAGGAUACAGCAAUGACUUUGCUGGCAUGUGUGGUGCCCUCUUCAUUGUGUUUGGCAUCGUGGGUGCCGGAGCUCUGGGUCUCUAUGUCGACAAGACCAAGAAAUUCAUCGAAGUCACAAAGAUCAACAUGAGCUUCACUGCUCUCUCGUGCAUCGCCUUCUCAGUGGUGUCUCUGAUGCGGCAGCAGAAAACCGCUGUGGCCGCCGUCUGCUCUCUUUUCGGCUUUUUCGGUUUCUCCAUCUACCCGGUGGCCAUGGAGCUGUCCGUGGAGAGCUCGUAUCCCGUCGGAGAAGCCACAUCAGCUGGACUCAUCUUUGUAUCGGGACAGGUUCAGUCUGUUCUUUACAUAAUCCUCCUUCAGGCUUUGACCAAACCACUUGCAGACUCUCCUCUGUCCACCUGUGGGAACACAGUCCUGAGCUGGAGAGUGCCCCUGCUGGUGAUGGCAGGACUGUGCAGCCUGUUCACAUGCUGCUUCGUGAUCUUCUUCCAUACACGGUACAGACGACUGGAGGCUGAGGAACAAGCGACCUAUGGGACCUAACAAAGUGGCUGCUCAACCACCACUGAGCACGCUCCAAGUGUGGAGACGUGAACCUGCUGAGAGCAAGGGAUUAUGGGUGUGAUCACUCCUGCAGUUUGUUUCAGUGACCUCAGAUUUGUGCUUAAAACAUAUUAUUAUAAAAAGU
Molecule: messenger RNA, 1793 nt
Organism: Scatophagus argus
Lineage: Eukaryota; Metazoa; Chordata; Actinopteri; Scatophagidae
Gene: slc49a3
Product: solute carrier family 49 member 3
Exons: 10
Coding region: 266-1648 (460 amino acids)
Biological process (GO): transmembrane transport
Cellular component (GO): membrane
Molecular function (GO): transmembrane transporter activity
Source: RefSeq, a predicted model, not a curated record